UCAUUCGGAGGGUGUGACUUGUUGGCUCUUUUUCCCGCCUGUAUAAAACGACAAGUUCGCUUAAAAGAAAAUACAGAUGGAGAAGUCUAGCCGGUUCGCUGUGACACAGAGAGUCCCCUUAAGCUUACGUGACAACUCUCAUACUGUCCCUUUGUGACCAGUUUAUCGGCAGAAUGCCCGGUCUAUGCGUGCUUUGUCUCACUGCGGUGCUCGCUGCAUUCACCCGGUUCGCGGAGACCGUGGGACCGGUGGUCCGAUGCGAGCCGUGUGACGCCGGGGCUCUUAUGGAGUGCAAGCCGCUGCCAAAAGGCUGCGCAGAGAGGGUGCGGGAGCCCGGCUGCGGGUGCUGUCUAUCGUGCGCCCUUGCUGAGGGUCAGGCGUGUGGAGUGUACACCGGACGCUGUGGCUCCGGGCUGAUUUGUCAGUUCCAACCCGGGGAGCCCCGACCACUGCAAGCCUUGCUAGAGGGACGGGGAGCGUGCUCCAGCGCCGCGGCCAAAAAACUCAACACCUUUCUGCUCCCCGCUCAGAAACAAGAGAACACAAGCGGGGAGCAUUCCGGGGCGGGGGAUGAACCGCGUGCCAAUGGCACCAUGACGACGACCAAGACAGUGGCAGGGGGCGCGGUAGGUGUGGAAGGUGGAGGUGGUGGACAUCGGGGGGCGAUAGAGGCCAAACCGCCGCUGCACACCAAGCUAGACGUGAUCAUCAAGAAGGAGCAGAAUAAGAAGAGCCAGAGCUACAAGGUGGAGUCAGUGUCUGGGGGAGUCAACUCCGACAUGCACAACUUCUCCCUGGAUAACAAGAGGGAGACUGAGUAU
Messenger RNA from Oncorhynchus nerka (sockeye salmon), 821 nucleotides. RefSeq names its product insulin-like growth factor-binding protein 3. The record is from RefSeq and is a predicted model, not a curated record. The transcript is spliced from 2 exons. Gene Ontology annotation, biological process: regulation of insulin-like growth factor receptor signaling pathway. NCBI's taxonomy places the organism in Eukaryota, Metazoa, Chordata, Actinopteri, Salmoniformes, Salmonidae. The annotation marks the transcript as partial. Gene Ontology annotation, molecular function: fibronectin binding; insulin-like growth factor II binding; insulin-like growth factor I binding. Gene Ontology annotation, cellular component: extracellular region.